This is a messenger RNA of Solanum dulcamara, 870 nucleotides long. RefSeq names its product lipid phosphate phosphatase epsilon 2, chloroplastic-like. The coding region runs from base 138 to 800 and encodes 220 amino acids. Gene Ontology annotation, biological process: lipid biosynthetic process; protein N-linked glycosylation. Gene Ontology annotation, cellular component: endoplasmic reticulum membrane; intracellular membrane-bounded organelle. Lineage: Eukaryota; Viridiplantae; Streptophyta; Magnoliopsida; Solanales; Solanaceae. Gene Ontology annotation, molecular function: dolichyldiphosphatase activity. The record is from RefSeq and is a predicted model, not a curated record. The transcript has 4 exons.
UCAGCUGCAGCCUCCCUUGUGUAUAUAUCGAACCUAGUUUCCCAACAUCAAUUGGAUUUUCCACUUGCAAAUUAGAUUUUUCUUACAAAUUCUAAUCCAAAAAAUCCAUCACGAUACCUACUAAUUCCCUCUAUCAUAUGGAUUCCGUCGAGAAUCGAGCUGCCGCCGGUGAUGAAGAUGUCAGUCUUGUAGGUUUACAACAAGAAGCUCUCAUUCAUGGGUCCAUGAAUUUUUCUUCCAGUGGAAUUCAAGCUACUCUCAACAACCUGAGUAUGUGGCUGGUGGCUGUAGUUUUCGGUAUUGUCUUCCUUUGGAGGCAUGAUAUAGAAAUAUUAUGGGCUACUUCAGGUGGUGUUCUCAAUGUCUAUCUCUCAACAUUAUUGAAGAACAUACUUAACCAUGAGCGCCCCGUUCCAACAUUAAGAUUAGAUCCUGGGAUGCCUUCUAGACAUGCGCAGUCCAUCUUCUACACAGUGGCAUUCUGUAUCAUCUCAAUGGUUAAAUAUUUCGGGUUUAAUGGAAUAACUGCAAUCACUAGUGCGCUUUUCUUUGCAAUGGGCUCAUACUUUUCAUGGCUGCGAAUUUCACAACGAUUUCACACGUUAAAUCAAGUAGCAGUGGGUGCAGUACUAGGAUUUUGUUUUUCCAUUUUCUGGUUCUUGCUGUGGGAUGCUAUAGUCAUGAAGGCAUUUAUAGCCCACUUUUGGGUUCAGAUUGUAGCUGUUGUUGGCGCUGCUGGUUCUUGUGUUGGAUUUCUCCUACACGUGAUUCGAAACUGGGUUCAUGACCACCAACAUUGAUUCUUAAUUUGUAGUGUAUGCGAUACAGACUGAUCAGAAUAACACACAACACGGAUGCUUCAUAUAGUAA